This is a messenger RNA of Penicillium argentinense, 1545 nucleotides long. RefSeq names its product cytochrome P450. The record is from RefSeq and is a predicted model, not a curated record. Gene Ontology annotation, molecular function: monooxygenase activity; iron ion binding; oxidoreductase activity, acting on paired donors, with incorporation or reduction of molecular oxygen. The coding region runs from base 1 to 1545 and encodes 514 amino acids. The transcript has 5 exons. Lineage: Eukaryota; Fungi; Ascomycota; Eurotiomycetes; Eurotiales; Aspergillaceae.
AUGGUUGCUGUUGUGCGGGAAGCGUAUCUAGCGUUAGGCACCAAAAGCUAUGGCGAACACUUUGUUCUUCUUUUAACACUGGCCUCCUUGACGUCUGUCUACUCCAUGAAGACAUUCCUAUAUGUUAUUUAUUCCGUUUAUCUCUCGAGUCUUUCCAGGUUCCCUGGUCCUUUCUGGGCGAAAGUUUCCCCAUUUUGGCUCGUGAAGCAAAGUCACUCCACUCAAAGAACCACCGCUGUUCUGAGUCUUCACAAAAGAUAUGGUAAAUUCGUCCGCAUUGCGCCCAAUCACAUUUCUAUCAACGUCUCCCAAGCGGCAAAUGAGGUUUACGGCCACAACUCCGGCUUCCUGAAGGCAAGCUUCUACGAGGCGUUCGUUCAGGUCAAGCCAGGCCUCUUCAAUACUCGCGAGGUGGACGUACAUCAGAGGAAGAAAAAGUACAUGAACCCUGCAUUUUCAGCCAGAGCUCUCCGAGACUUUGAGCCACAUAUGGACGAGGAAAUUUGCUUAUGGAAGUCGCGGCUGCUCGACAUGACUCAUGGAACAAGCGCCAAAGUUGACUUCGCGAUAUGGACGAAUUAUCUUGCUUUUGAUGUUAUUGGGAGCUUUUCAUUUGGAAAACCUUUCGGCUUUAUUCAGAAAUGCCACGAUGAUUAUGGCCUCAUCCAGGCUAUUGAUGAACGCGGAGAAGUUUUCAAUGCACUAGGAUCUAUACCAGGCUGGCUACGCCCUUUCAUGAAGUACCAUCCGUUUGAUCCUUUCUGGAAACGGGGUGCCAUGGCUGGGGCUAAUCUUGAGGUUUUCGGUCGACGGGCGUAUCUUGAGAGAAAACACAGCAAGUCCAGCGACCGUCGAGAUUUAUUAUCCUAUUUACUCGCAGCUAAAGAUCCCGAUACCGGAAAGCCCUUGCCAGAGGAAGAAAUUAUCGCCGAGUCGAUCAGUUUUAUCGUCGGCGGUAGCGAUACGACCAGCAGUACAAUGGCCAAUUUCAUUGACUUUGUGUCAAGAGACAAGACACUUCUGAAGCAGAUCCAAAAGGAGCUUGAUGCUAAAUAUCCAGGGCCACUGGGCCCAAACUGGGUGGCUGACAAUGCCACAGCAGGAACCCUUCCUUUGCUCAAUUCGACUUUGAGGGAGGUUAUGCGUAUUCGGCCGACGAGUGCAACAGGGUUGGAGCGCGUGACCCCAAAGGGGGGCAGGGUCAUUGGAGGGGCCCUUAUUCCGGAAGGGACCAUUGUUAGCGUCCCAACACAAUGUGUAAUGCAGGACGAGAUCGUAUUUCCAGACCCGUUCGCCUUGCGCCCAGAAAGAUGGUUAGAGGGAAACGCCGAAUCGCUUCUCAUUUCUUUUCUUCCCUUCUCUACUGGCCCCAGGGCCUGCAUUGGGCGAAAUUUCGCCUGGAUGGAGGCUGUCAAGGGCUUGGCCACUCUCUUUCGUCUCUUCAAUCUUCAUCGAGCAACCGAAGCAGAAACCGAGGUUCGUGAGGGAUUUUUCAACAAAGCCGUCGAAUGCGUUGUGGAACUAUCCCGGCGUCAGGAUUCCUGA